GCUUCGUCUAGGGACAGUUGCCUGCAAAAACCACGCCGGUUUUUUAUUGUUAUCAGUUGAAAUCUACAAAUAAACAUAAACCGACAUUUUUACAUUUAAUCUAGUCACAGUAAACACACCGCAGCAUCAGUAGAGGUACUGCGGAUGCAAAAGCCCGAAAGGGCAGCCGUCACAACUCCUAAAGCCUUCCAAACAGUGUAUUCCAAGAGAUUAAAGAGCAGAUGCCGCCCUGAUCUAGAAGAAAUCUUAAAAGUCUCAAACCUGAGCACUCCCACACUAUUUAAGGCCAAACAUAAACUCAAUCCACACAAAACAGUGAGUACAGACCAUCUUCCACUAACCGUAACUAACCCGGGGGAAAUCUGCCCAAAUGAGGGGGACCCCCUGGCCAAAAUUUUUAUGAUUCAACCUUCAAAUGACCCCCAAACAGUUAGUGAAGAAUCAAACAGCAUAUUACCUGAUCAUACAUCCAUAUCAGGUACAGGAGAUAAGAAAAGGAAAAAAUCACAAACUGUUAGCCCGGAAAACCUCACAAUAAACACUGAUUCAGAAUCAGACAUGGACGAUUUCCAUGAUUCUCAAGAAAGCACGGAGAACCUAUCUCCACAAACAGUAAGAGGUAACAGUGAUAACGACAUGGACACAAGCGACCCCAUAGUCCCCCAAAAUAAUGAAGAAACCAACCAAAUGGUUAAAGAUCUAUACGGUGACCUAGAACAACCCCAAAGUGGAAAUAAAUCAGUAACUCAAAGCAAAAGUAUGGAUAACUUAUCAAACACGAAGGAAUUCGAUAACUAUGGAUCUUACAGAUCGGAAUAUGCGAAAGAGGCAGAAAAACCCCUCAAAAUAAAAAUAAAAAGGGUGGAAAUGCCCGCGAAUGUGGUCAGAAGGACUUUAGAUUUCCAAAGAUCCGAAAAUACCUCUGAAGAGGAAAGAGGAGCUCAAUCCCUACUACUGCAGAAGUCUUUAAAAGCAGCACAAGAGGCAAAUAACCGACUCCCAACCCCUCCAAUAGCGAUAUCCCAACCCCAAGAGAAUAACACUUCCGUAUCCCAAACAUUUUUCUUUCUUCCCCCACCAAUAAACUCACAAUCCACACAAGAAAGCCUCCCAUCAACAUCCCAAGCAUCUCAAUCACUCCUACCCCCAUCCUGCCAACUUUCCCCAAACAGUAGAGGCCUAACGAGAUGGUCAAGCCAGAAAGAUUCGGCAAUCAGAAAGGAGAUUUUAGAAAUUGUCAACAAAGACUCAACAGACACAGAUAUCUUCGAGGUUCCGAAAAAAUCAACAAAACUAAAGCAUCUCAUCCAACAAAAAGCAAAAUCGACACUCAGAACAAAAAAUCAGUUCCAGGCACUCACGGACGAGUCGGACAAAGAUGAUGACAGUGAGGAUGAUGAAAAUAAUAGAAACAGGAGAAAACGUACCAAACCUAAUACUCCCAAGGCUAACGGCAAAGAUAAAACAGCUACAGUCACAGCUAAGCCAAAAAAGGUCACAAUACCCCCCAUAGUCAUUGACGGGGUAACAAGCAACCAUAGGGAGAUGAUGUCUAAUCUCAAAGAGACAAUUCAAGGGGUUUUCUCAGUGAAACACACAAAUCAAUCGACCAUACUGUUUGUAAAUGAAGAAGGGGAUUACAACAGAGUACUCACAAACAUCAGAGCGGAAAAAAUCCCUCACCACACCUAUACCCAAAAACAGGAUAAAUCCCACGCUUUUGUUCUAAGAGGGAUGACUAGUGGAACUGAAAUCGAGGAUAUUAGAGAAGACCUUCAAAUAACCUACGAAAUAAAAGCUAGAGAGAUUUUCCUCAUGAAGACGAAAAACAGACCUCUAUAUCUGAUCGUCACCGAUCCAGCGAUCACCCUGGACUAUUUGAACAGGAAUGCUUCUGGUAGCGGGACCUGUUCGGAAAGUGAGCUACCGUCUCCCUCGGCUAGCGGCAGGCGCAGCGUGACGCCGAGUAUGGCUACUGCGGCCCCCACUACUAUUGAGGAACAUAUUAACAACUCUCCUCAACCAGCUUUUGAUGUUUCUGCGGCGACGCAAGUCAAUUUACCGUUGACCACAAAAGCUGGAGUGCCUAGGAAGCGCAUGAAGUGGACAUCAGAGCUAAAUUCCUUUAUAAUGCGCUCCUACUUUAAAAUAACAAAAAUGGAAACCGACUUGACCACCUAUAGAUACGCUCUCCAUCGUGCCUUUGUUGAGAAAUACCCUGAACUCCAACACCUAACGGAACAACGCAUUGCUGACCAAAGGCGGGCAAUUCUAACAAAGAAUUUACUCGCUGCUCCAGUGGUGCAGCAAAUUAGGGCCGAAGUUCUCCUUGAACUUCAAGGCGAGGAUGAGUUCCCCUCAACCGAAAACGCACUUGAUGGAGACCACACUGGCGUAGAUGAAAACAAUACCGAAAAUGACACUAACCCCGAUAGAGACAAUAACACCCAAAUUGAUAUGGCCGAUCGUAAAAAACAAUCCAAUGAUACAAUAAAAAAUCAAUAG
Molecule: messenger RNA, 2505 nt
Organism: Psylliodes chrysocephalus
Lineage: Eukaryota; Metazoa; Arthropoda; Insecta; Coleoptera; Chrysomelidae
Source: the annotation of a GenBank genome assembly